Spea bombifrons (plains spadefoot toad) is the source of this 2876-nucleotide messenger RNA. RefSeq names its product cyclin-dependent kinase 11B-like. Gene Ontology annotation, biological process: regulation of mitotic cell cycle; protein phosphorylation. The record is from RefSeq and is a predicted model, not a curated record. Gene Ontology annotation, cellular component: nucleus. Bases 140 to 2638 code for a protein of 832 amino acids. NCBI's taxonomy places the organism in Eukaryota, Metazoa, Chordata, Amphibia, Anura, Pelobatidae. The transcript is spliced from 21 exons. Gene Ontology annotation, molecular function: ATP binding; cyclin-dependent protein serine/threonine kinase activity.
UAAUACCUCACACGAGUGCGACGCGCCGGACGCAGGAAGUGAGCCGCCGGAAGUUAGCCGUGAGGCCUCGUUUCGUAUUUGCUGUGGAUUGUUACUGCUCGGGGAGAAGAAAGUCGCGUUUUGGGUUGAUCCACUCCAAAUGGGGGAUGAAAAGGACAACUGGAAGGUAAAAACACUGGACGAGAUAUUGCAGGAAAAAAAACGGAGGAAAGAGCAAGAGGAGAAAGCAGAACCAAAGCACUCCAAAAAUGCUGAUGACCGUGAUUCCAAAAGAGAUUCCUUAGAAGAAGGAGAGCUUAGAGAUCAUAAGAUGGAAAUAACAAUAAGGAAUUCACCAUAUGGAAGACAGGAUUCAUUGGAAGACAGGGGUGAGGAAGAUGAUUCCCUAGCUAUUAAGCCCCCACAACAAAUGUCGCGAAAGGAAAAAUCUCACCACAGGAAAGAUGAGAAGAGAAAAGAGAAGCACAGGAGGCGAAGCCAUUCAGCUGAAGGAGCUGGAGGCAAACAUGUUCGAGUAAAAGAGAAAGAGAGAGAGCAUGAGAGGAGGAAGAGACAGAGAGAGGAGCAAGACAAGGCCCGGCGUGAUUGGGAAAGGCAAAAGAGAAGAGAUUUGGCUAGAGAACAUUCUAGGCGCGAGAGAGAUCGUCUGGAGCAAUUAGAGCGUAAACGGGAGCGUGAGCGGAAGAUGCGGGACCAGCAGAAAGAGCAAAGGGAGAUGAAAGAGAGAGAGAGAAGAGCAGAGGAGAGACGCAAGGAACGUGAAGCCAGAAGAGAAGGGCUCGCCGGAUCUGCGCUUCCUAUGCGCAGGAGGCCAGGGCUCUUGCAAGAGAGUGAGAAAAUGCAGUACAGUGCACACCUUGCAGAUGCAAGAAUACUUGUAGAGUUUAGCACUCAAAUGGCUGCGCACCACAGAACAGCCAGGGAGGAACACGGAGAGAAAACCAAAGUGAAUUAUCGCAGUCGCAGCCCGGUCCGGCAAACCCGCGAGAGAACUGAUGGAGGGGACAUGAGAAAACCAGCGAAAGAAGACAGACCCGAAGAAAGAGACCCUCUGUCAGACCUGCAAGACAUAAGUGAUAGUGAGAGGAAAACUAGCUCUGCAGAGUCGUCCUCAGCAGGCACGGCGUCCGGCUCAGAGGAAGAAGAAGAAGCAACGAGCAGCGAGGAAUCAGGGGAAGAGGAAGACGACGAGGAGGAGGAUGAAGAAGAGGAGGAGGAGGAGGAAGAUGGAGAGGAAACUGGAAGCAAUUCCGAGGUUGUGUCUGAGCAGACUGCAGAGGAAGUUAGUGAAGAUGAAAUGAGUGAGGAGGAUGAGAGAGAAAAUGGAAAUCAUGUUCCAGUUGUUCCAGAAUCCAGAUUUGACCACGACUCGGCUGAGAGUGAAGAAGAAGAGGAGGAAGAGGAUGAUGAUGAAGAUGAAAAGAGGGAUGUUAGCCCUCACUCUAAUGUCCCAACAGAUGGAGAAUAUGUUCCAGAUUCUCCUGCCAUGUCUCCUGUUGAGCUGAAGCAGGAGCUGCCCAAAUAUCUCCCAGCUCUGCAGGGAUGCCGUAGCGUGGAGGAGUUCCAGUGCCUGAACCGUAUUGAGGAGGGAACGUAUGGGGUGGUGUACAGAGCUAAAGACAAGAAAACUGAUGAAAUUGUGGCUCUGAAGAGACUGAAAAUGGAAAAAGAAAAGGAAGGUUUCCCCAUAACCUCACUCCGCGAAAUCAACACAAUUCUUAAAGCCCAGCAUCCAAAUAUCGUUACCGUCAGGGAAAUUGUUGUAGGUAGUAAUAUGGACAAAAUCUAUAUCGUGAUGAACUACGUGGAACAUGAUCUUAAGAGUCUAAUGGAAACCAUGAAACAACCUUUCCUCCCAGGUGAGGUUAAAACUCUCAUGAUUCAGCUGCUACGAGGAGUGCGGCAUCUCCACGAUAACUGGAUUCUCCAUCGAGACCUUAAAACCUCUAAUCUGUUGCUCAGUCAUUCUGGCAUCUUAAAGGUCGGUGAUUUUGGUCUGGCUCGUGAGUAUGGUUCUCCACUAAAGCCCUAUACCCCCAUAGUGGUCACACUGUGGUACCGGGCCCCGGAGCUGCUACUUGGUGCUAAGGAAUAUUCUACUGCCAUAGACCUGUGGUCUGUGGGAUGUAUAUUUGGAGAGCUCCUUACCCAGAAACCAUUAUUCCCGGGGAAAUCCGAGAUUGAUCAGAUCAAUAGAAUCUUCAAGGAUCUUGGUACACCAAGUGAGAAGAUCUGGCCUGGGUACAACGAGCUUCCCGCAGUGAAGAAAAUGACCUUCACAGAAUAUCCUUAUAAUAACCUUCGGAAGAGAUUCGGAGCUCUUCUUUCAGACCAAGGGUUCGAUCUUAUGAACAAGUUCUUGACUUACUGUCCAGCCAAAAGAAUCAGCUCGGAAGAUGCCUUAAAGCAUGAAUAUUUCCGCGAGCCACCACUGCCUAUCGACCCAUCCAUGUUCCCGACUUGGCCAGCCAAAAGCGAACAGCAGAGGGUAAAACGUGGAACGAGCCCUCGCCCUCCAGAAGGUGGCCUGGGAUACAGUCAGCUGGGCGAUGAUGAUCUGAAAGAUACCGGCUUUCACCUGACCACGACCAACCAGGGAGCUUCCGCGGCUGGUCCUGGCUUCAGCCUCAAGUUUUAAACCUGCUCUAAAGGGAAUCAACAUUUUCUCCUCGGCCCCAAGAGAAUUGCGAAUCAUUUUGGUUCACAAACACAAAAGUACAGACAAACUAUUCUUACUCUCUGAUAUUUCAUUCCAACCUGGAUUGAGCAACGUAAAAAGAAAGGACAUCAACAAAUAUUCCCAAGUCUUUGACCUAUUUAUUUUUCAUCAUUGUAUAUUUGUAGAAUUAAAAUACAUUUUUAAUUGUGUAACUUGA